UACGUCAUCAGUCCGCGCCUCUAUGGAAUGAAGUAAACAGAAUGGAUCAAAGCGCGUUAGAUCUUGUUAAGGUGCAUGGAGGUGGAGGUUACGACUCUGACUUUAGCGAUGAAGAUGGUGGUGGAGAAAAGUCCAAAUAUGGAGAGAUCAGGCCAGGUGAAGAUGAACUGUUACAUAAGCCGUUCCAGAAAGGCAAACGUACCAGCUUGGCCCAUAAGAAUGUGGCUGCAGCUGAAUGGGACAGAGAGGAAGCCCGAAACCGACGGCAACACCUGAUCUCAAUGAACGCUUUUGACCGGCACAAGAAGUUCGUCAGCGACUACAUACUGUACUAUGGAGGAAAGAUCGAAGACUUCAAGCGGUCCAUGAAUAAUGAUAAGACUGACCUGGACGUGGUGCGAGAAAACCACCGUUUCCUGUGGAGAGAGGAGGAUGAGGAGGAGAUGACAUGGGAAAAAGAACUCGCAAAGAAGUAUCACGACAAGCUUUUUAAAGAGUACUGUAUCGCAGAUCUCAGCCGAUAUAAAGAAAAUAAGUUUGGUUUUAGAUGGCGCAUUGAAAAUGAAGUUAUAUCUGGAAAAGGUCAGUUUCUGUGUGGUAACAAGCGCUGCGAGAUAAAGGAUGGUCUGAAGAGCUGGGAGGUGAAUUUUGCUUAUGUUGAGCAGGGAGAGAAGAGGAACGCUCUUGUGAAACUGCGUCUUUGUCCAGAGUGCUCCUUCAAACUCAACUAUCAUCACCAGAGAAAAGAAGUAACCGUUCAGAAGCGACAGCGAUCGAAAGACGGCGAGAAAAAAUUACAAUCAAAGAGACCCAGAACCCAGAAACGCAAGAACAAACGCAAACACAAAAAAAGACGCAAAGAAACGUCUUCCUCGUGUUCAGAAGAGGAGCCCCGAGGCUCUGAUAAAGACACAGAGAGUGAAGAGGAGGAGGGCCCUUCAGAAUCAGACCACUGGAAGGGUCCGGCCGCCCCCGUGGAGGAGAAAUCCAGGGAGGAAGAAUUUGACGAGUAUUUUCAAGACAUGUUUCUCUGAGUGCCGUCAUCUGUCAGAAUUCCAUUCCUGUUGUGUUCAGUUUAUUCAGAACUGAACGGUGACAGUUCGUUAAGAGACAGUUAGGAGACGUUUAUCCGCCUUAUGUCACCUCUCGGAUUCUCCAGGGUCACUUUAGCCCACUGUUAUGGCAGUCGGCCAAUCAGUGAGCAGAAUGUGUGGGGUGACAGGGCCUCUGUUCUCUCCGCUCUCCUGCUCCAUGUGGCAUUUACUUGUGUUUGACCGGACUGUUGCUUUCCUCUGCUUUUGCACAAAAAUAAAACCAGAAAUGAGAUUUAGACAAUAUGCAAUCUGCAAUAUUUAGUUCAAGGAAGGUCAUUUGUCUCUGCUGUCAGCCAGUUACCUGAUCCGCAUUACCUGAGGAUGAUCCAGUUUUACUAACUAAUCCCCAUGCAGCGUGAUGGAGAUGUCACGGUAACUCUUGACAUGCCUUUUAAACUGAGACCAGAAGCUCGUACGAUCAAUGAUUACUCAAUACACAAGAGAAUCCUGUAUAAUGUGUUUAUUUGUUCACUUGACAUCAUUAAUUUACAGUAUGGUAUAUGUGCGGUAGUAUUCAAUAAAUAAAUAUGCAUGUCCA
Triplophysa dalaica is the source of this 1632-nucleotide messenger RNA. RefSeq names its product FRA10A associated CGG repeat 1 (gene fra10ac1). Gene Ontology annotation, biological process: dephosphorylation. Bases 42 to 1034 code for a protein of 330 amino acids. The record is from RefSeq and is a predicted model, not a curated record. NCBI's taxonomy places the organism in Eukaryota, Metazoa, Chordata, Actinopteri, Cypriniformes, Nemacheilidae. The transcript has 14 exons. Gene Ontology annotation, molecular function: phosphatase activity.